This is a messenger RNA of Acomys russatus (golden spiny mouse), 1188 nucleotides long. It is a transcript of the gene Nr2e3, whose product is annotated as nuclear receptor subfamily 2 group E member 3. The coding region runs from base 1 to 1188 and encodes 395 amino acids. Lineage: Eukaryota; Metazoa; Chordata; Mammalia; Rodentia; Muridae. Gene Ontology annotation, molecular function: zinc ion binding; RNA polymerase II cis-regulatory region sequence-specific DNA binding; nuclear receptor activity. Gene Ontology annotation, biological process: positive regulation of transcription by RNA polymerase II; negative regulation of transcription by RNA polymerase II; anatomical structure development. The record is from RefSeq and is a predicted model, not a curated record. The transcript has 8 exons.
AUGAGCUCCACAGUGGCUGCCUCCAUUGUGCCUGUGGCUGUGACAGCCUCCAAGAAGGAGUCUCCAGGAAGAUGGGGGCUCGGAGAGGAUCCAACAGGUGUGGGCCCCUCACUGCAGUGCCGAGUGUGCGGGGACAGCAGCAGUGGGAAACACUAUGGCGUCUACGCCUGCAACGGCUGCAGUGGCUUCUUCAAGAGGAGCGUGAGACGGAGGCUCAUCUAUAGAUGCCAGGUGGGAGCAGGAAUGUGCCCGGUGGAUAAGGCCCAUCGCAACCAGUGUCAGGCCUGCCGGCUAAAGAAGUGCCUACAAGCAGGCAUGAACCAAGAUGCUGUGCAGAAUGAGCGGCAACCCCGAAGCAUGGCCCAGGUCCACCUGGAUAGCAUGGAAGCGGGUAGCGACCCACGACCAGAACCCGUGGUGGCCUCCCCAGCCCUAGCAGGGCCCGGUCCCCGGGGCCCCACAUCUGCGUCUGCAGCCAGAGCCAUGGGCCACCACUUCAUGGCCAGUCUCAUCACUGCCGAGACUUGCGCUAAGCUGGAGCCGGAGGAUGCGGAAGAGACUAUCGAUGUCACCAGCAAUGACCCCGAGUUCCCUGCAUCCCCCUGCAGUCUGGAUGGCAUCCAUGAGACAUCAGCUCGCCUCCUCUUCAUGGCAGUCAAGUGGGCCAAGAACUUGCCUGUGUUUUCCAACUUGCCCUUCCGGGACCAGGUGAUCUUGCUGGAAGAGGCGUGGAACGAACUUUUCCUCCUGGGAGCCAUUCAGUGGUCCCUGCCUCUGGACAGCUGCCCACUGCUGGCACCACCCGAGGCUUCUGGCGGCUCUCAGAGCAGGCUGGCCUUGGCCAGCGCAGAGAUGCGCUUCCUGCAGGAAACCAUCUCCCGGUUCCGUGCGCUAGCAGUGGACCCCACAGAGUUUGCCUGCAUGAAGGCCCUGGUCCUCUUCAAACCUGAGACACGAGGCCUGAAGGAUCCUGAGCACGUGGAGGCUUUGCAGGACCAGUCCCAGGUGAUGCUAAGCCAGCAUAGCAAGGCUCACCACCCCAGCCAGCCCGUUAGGUUUGGGAAAUUGCUGCUCCUGCUCCCGGCUUUGAGGUUCAUCACUGCUGAGCGCAUCGAGCUCCUCUUCUUCCGAAAGACCAUCGGGAACACUCCAAUGGAGAAGCUCUUAUGUGACAUGUUCAAAAACUAG